UUCCUUUGGUUUAAGUUGGUUAUCUAUGGUCAUGUAUAUAUCUGUGUUAUAUUAUCUGUGAUCGUUCCUGUCACUAGGUUAAAUAAGUAUGACGAAUGGAGCGGAUUAUGUAGGUGGUGGUAAUGUGGGAAGUAGUAGACAUGAAUUUGAUAUCGUUAUUGGAAGAAAGCAGGGCAGAUCCAACGUUAGUGACAAUAGAAGCAACUGUGGUUACCGGUCUGGAACCAGUAGCCGUGGAAGAAUGCCCAGAAAGAAAAGAUUAGUAAAGCAGUAAAUAUAGCCCUUGCACGUGGAAGGGUGUUCUUUAAUGUACCCUUUCAUAAAAUGAAUAUUGUUGAAGAAUUGCGGUCUGUUGAUAACCUGUAUGUUGUGAUGAAAAUGGUUCCCAGUCUUCACCUAUCUUGCAUUGAUUUUGAUCAUGACAUUAAUAUCUUACAAAGACAGCUGGAACAUGGUGAUAUAAAGAAAUCCCUUGCAUUAUGGUGCGAGAGAAAUAAAUUCCAGGGCAUCGUGUAUCCAACUGAAGAUGUGUAUAAGGUGGCUAAAUGUGAUGAACUUGAAAUUAAAAGAUUAUCUAAAGCAAUGGCUGAAACUCAAAUUGGACACAAAAAAUACCAUACUGUUGAAAUUUGUGAUGAAAGUUAUGAAAAUGAAACAUGUUCAGUAGUAACUGAUAAUAAAGAUGAAAGAUCAAGGUUUAAUGUUGCUGUACUGGAAGCAUACCAUGAAACUGAUUCAAGAAAACCAGAAGAAAAAGUACUGAAAUUCCGUGUGACUUGCAUUCGCAAUGGAAAACACUGUUUUGGCUCCCAAGAUGCAGCAUACCAUGUAGGGGGAAGAAUUCAAGACAUGUUUCAUUGGAUUGUUGAUCUUAAUUUAUAUGACCUUGAAAUUGUGAUGAACAUAAGAGAAGAUUCAAUGUAUUAUGGGAUUGCGUUGACAAAAGAAUCAAAGCAUCAUCGAAACAUAAACUUCUUUGGUCCUACAACUCUGCGAGCUACCAUCUGUUACAACUUGUUACGUCUUGCCCAGCCGAAAGUUGGUGAUAUCAUCAUUGAUCCUAUGUGUGGUGGUGGAUCCAUCCCCAUUGAGGGAUCAUUAGCCUUUCAAAAUUCUUACUUUAUCUGUGGUGAUAUACAUGAAAAGGCUGUCAACCGUACACAGUCCAACUUAAAUCAUCUUAAUUGUGAUGUUCAGAGAAAUCACGUGGAUGUUUUUCACUGUGAUGCUACCCGUCUUCUUCUCCAAGAUUCGUCAGUGGAUAUUUUUAUAACAGACCUGCCAUUUGGGAAACGGAGUGGGACUGUGUUCGACAAUCGAAUACUGUAUAAGAAGGUGCUUUUGGAACUCGCGAGAGUUGUUCGUUGUAAAACUGGGCGAGCCAUCCUUCUAACAUAUGAUAGAAAGAGCAUGACCAUGGCACUCAUAUUUGCUGCUGGUCUUUGGAAACUUGCAAAGAAACUGAAGAUAAACAUAGGUGGCUUAGAAGCGGGUGUGUAUGUUUUGUGGCGUCUCAAAGCCUCUGCAGCAACAUUCAUGCCACGAGCUCCGAAGAAGAGACAUCGCAAGCAAAUCCUUGGGCAUGGACCCCUGAAUGUUUUGGAUGAAAAGGCAGGAGAAACAUAGAAGCAAGACCAUUAAAUGGAUACAUGUUUUAUGAUUCCAUUUUGGCUUCAGAUAGCGAUGGAAAAAGGAAUAUUGGAAAACUAUCAAUAUGACACUGUGAUCCCUGAGGGUGAAACAGAUCAUAGUUGUCGGACUUGGCCCAGUUCUAGGGCCCAGGGUUUUACUGGUGCUAAUGAUAACAUUGACAUUAAUCACAACAAUAAUAUUGUUACUUUUGUUGCUAUGGCUUCUGAAGUAGCAGAAGAUGAUGCUGUCCCAAGGACAAGUAUUGUUACGGCGAUGGUAAUUUAAAUAUUUCAUGGAAGGUGAGUAAUCACAUCUCAUGUAGGAUUUGAGGUUUUCACGGCGGUGAGUCUGAAGAUGGCUGUCUUCUGGGUUGUUGCGCUGUGUAGUCUGGUAGAAGUUUAUCGACAUUUCAUAGGUCCUUGCUGCCUCCAUCUUCAUUGCCCUGAUGACCAGACUACACUGCGCAACAACCCAGAAGACAGCCAUCUUCAAACACAGCCCAGCCUGCGAGUCCAUGGAAGGUGGAGCUUACCUGAUUGUCCUGAAAAUCCUUAUCUGCCAAUAAAUUACAUUUUAAAAUUUUAUUUAUGAAUCAUUUCUGGCGAACAUAAGGGACCAAGCUAAUUUCUUUCUGUACAAUUUGAUCCUUCUAAACCUAUGUAAGUAGAACUGAAAUUAAGAUGGCUGCCUUCUGGGUUGCAGCGCCAUGUAGUCUGAUUGAAGUUCACCAUUGUUUCAGAGAUACUUGCUGCCUCCAUCAUUAUGGUGAUGACUUCAUGAUGGAGGUGGUAAGGACCUCUGAAAUGGUAUACAGACCCUAAUAUUAACCAUCCUUGUUUAUUCUUCUUUUGUUAUAUCCAAUUUGCUGCCACCUGCCUGUAAAUCUCUUAAGUAUGGCGUGCCCCAAUAGUCACCCUCUAAUGAAUAUAUUAUUGCUGCUGUAGUAAAUUUAAUCUUAUAUGUGUCAUGCCUGUACAUACUCCAGAAUGGAUUAGCGUUUAUCAUCCGUGUACCACACUGUAAGUUUAUUCCAGGGUAACAUGUGGCGCUAGCGUACCAUUAAAGUAGUCCUUUAUAUUCAGCCAUUUCUUAGCAAAUAUGACACUGCAGUUCUAUUUACUUUUGUAUAAAGUAUUCCAUUUUUGUUUCAUCUUUGAUUUCUCUUAAUUAUCAGUCCUGUGAAGGUUAUUGAUACCGAGAAAUUGUCAUGUCACACGGUCAUGACAUAGUCAUACAUUCAAGGUCUUGUCAAGAGUAUCUGAUUGUAAACCAAAAUGAAUAUAAAAAAGUACAGAAGUACGUAACAUUUCAUGUUAUGUUGGCGAUGACGAAUGAGUUGUGGAUAUAUGGGAGGGGGGGUGAGAAAUUUAUCAGAAUAGAAUAUGUUUUUGGUUAUUAUGCAUACCUGUCCUUUGUAAUGCCAUAAAUUAAAAUCUUGUAAUAUUUUUAUAGUAAAUCUUGAUUUCCAGGUUGUUACUUAAGUUAUUUUGGUAAAGGUCUCGUGUUUGUGCUGAAUAAGACAGUGACCAAUUACGGCCGUCAGGGGGUGAUCAGCGUUGAAUGCAUCACGCAGAGACCAAGGUUACACGAUGGACUCCAGCCGCGAAAUCUCAAGGACACGAAGACCUUGACAAUUUUGUAGUGAUUCCCAAUUUUCAUUUUUUAGAAGCUAGUAUAUUCAUUUAUAACAGUAGGGUCAUGAGUCUGGUUUGUUUCCACCUUUUUUCCCAACCGGUUUUAUGUUAUUGAUCACAAUGAGUUUUGUAUUGUCAGAUGUACCUUUUAUUACAAGUUGGGUCCAUUGCAGUACUCACAGAUGCAAUCUAUAUCAUUUUAUAUUGACAGUGAGGAAAUCUGAAGUACACAUUAUCUUGGUAUAAAAUUUUAUGUAGAAUGGAUAAGUAGGACCUAAACAUUACAAUCACAUAACACUUUUUCCGAGGGAGAUAUCGCGGACAGGGAGAAAGAAAAUGUACACAGGACACUAAAUGCGGAAAUAUUCCUAUAUUUCGAAAUCCUUUGGGGAAGUGAAGUUAUAGUGUAAAUUCAAAUCAAAAUAUUAAGGUCUCUUUUAUGAAAUGUGAAAGAUAUUGCCUGUCGCAUCUCACUACAUUUAAUUAAACGUUGUACACAUUGUGA
Messenger RNA from Zootermopsis nevadensis, 3771 nucleotides. Its product is annotated as tRNA (guanine(6)-N(2))-methyltransferase THUMP3. NCBI's taxonomy places the organism in Eukaryota, Metazoa, Arthropoda, Insecta, Blattodea, Termopsidae. Gene Ontology annotation, molecular function: RNA binding; tRNA (guanine) methyltransferase activity. Gene Ontology annotation, biological process: tRNA methylation. The record is from RefSeq and is a predicted model, not a curated record.